Parnassius apollo (apollo) is the source of this 288-nucleotide messenger RNA. The record is from the annotation of a GenBank genome assembly. Lineage: Eukaryota; Metazoa; Arthropoda; Insecta; Lepidoptera; Papilionidae.
AUGGAUGAAUCUAAUAUGUCCUGCGAAGACCUCAUGAUUAGUGAAACCACUGUUGAAAUUAGUCGACCAGUCAUGGACGCAGUUGAAAAUACACCCACGUCAUCAGGAUGUACUCCCGCUGCGAGUAUCACAUUGGAUCAAUUCUCGAGACUUCUAGAUUUUAAGUUGGAUACUAAACUGGAAAGCUUUCAAGCAUCUUUAACCAGAACAAUAAGGAAGGAAGUUAGUGAUCAAAUAGCCAAACUAAAAUCCGUGUUCACCGUAACGACAGAUUUUUUUGCGGAGUAG